UUGCCAAGUCAUUACAAUUAAUUGCCAGCCGUGUCUGAAAACAGAACAGCCAUCAGCUUCUUCCCCAAGUCAAAAGGUUAGCUCUCGCCACUACUGAAAUGCAAAAUGACGCAUGUACCCUUCUAGAUUAUCGUAAUCUAUCGCUCAUAUUUGCCGACCAAACGGAUAUGCCUAGACCCAUAUUUGUCAGUCCCCCUGCAUCUCUCUGCGGGUCUAUAUAUUUGGAGGCGGCAACCAGCGGUCCUUUUCGGAAGUUCUCGAGAGUUGAAUCUCUAAUUCUCAGUUCUCACAGAGCUUCUCAUAGAUCUUCUGUACAAAAAGGCUCAAGUUUGUGUUUUGAUUUUUUUGUUUUUGUUUUUUGAAUUUUGCUCUCGAACUCAGCUAUGGCUUCUGUAUCGAAGAGGUUGAGGGUAUCGAGCACCAAAGCUCUGGUUUCUGGUAAGGAGAAGGUCGGAGCUGUUUCUCGCGUUGUAGAUAACAACAAGAUAGCCGUUACAGUUCCGGUUUCCGUUCCUAGAAUGAAGCCGACGCCUGGUAUGGGGCUGUCAUUUUCCCCUGCAUGUGUCUGCCGCCAAGGGCAGCUUUUGUUUCAGAAUUACUCGAAUUUCAAACGGAGCGGUGAACCGGCCCGGCUCAUGCGAUACGCGGACGGUUCUUGGGUGGAUAUAGAGACUGGUGUGUUCGAGGUGGUCAAAGCGGAGUUUGUGAAAGGCAUAUCGCUGGUCGAAGCUGAGAUUGGAGGCUCUCAGUGUCUUCUUGACUUGCACCGGAUGAUCGAAAUCAAUCUCGACACCGGGGAUUUCCGAUCGAUUGCUUGGAUUGAUGUGAAAGGUGCGUGUUUUUUCCCGAAAUCCUCUUUCAGUUGCCUUAGUGGUGAAAACGAUUCGGUUGAUUUGGAUGAGAAAUCGAAGGAUGAAUGGUGCCCAUGUUUUGUUCGCCCGAAACUUGAAAUUGAGAUUCAAAUUACUGGACAUAUGCAAACGGCGGCGGAGGAUUUGAAUGAUGAUGCGAGGAAACUAAGUAAGAGAAAGAGAGUGAAUGAUGAUGACGGGAGUUCAUCCAAGUUUCAGGAGAAAGGUGAAGACAUGGAAGAGAGUGAGUUUGUUUCACCUAGGUGGCCGAAAACGAGGAUGCUGAGUGAGAAGGAGAAAGGGUAUCAGAUAGUAAGGAAUUUGUUUGCUCAAGGGUUGGCGGCUGUGGAGCCAGGUGCUUCGAUCGCUGCCAUUCAUCGUGUUCGAAGAGGAGGUUUCGUCGAGAAAGCUCAGCGUGAAGCCUUCCAGAAGCAGGUCAGUGUGAUGAAAGAAGCAAGAGGCAACGCUAAUGUGGUUUUGGCUUGGUUUGGAACUACAGCAAAGGGUGUGGAGAGUUUUAUGAGUCAUGGAUUUGGAACACCCGUAAAAGGAGCUCCUUGCGCUGGUUUAUACUUGUCACCUGCUCGAUCACCUAGAAUGAGUGCAAUGAUGGCUCAAGUAGAUGAGAAUGGUGAAAAACAUAUCAUUUUGUGUCGAGUUAUAUUGGGAAAAUGUGAGAAGAUAGAAGCAGGGUCUUUGGAUUUGAGCCAUUCAAGAGUGGAUUUUGACACCGGGGUGGAUGAUCUGAAAGAGCCACAAUGGUAUGGAGUGUUUGGCCCCAAUAUGAACAGCCGUGUGAUUCCCGAGUUUGUUCUUAGCUACAGACCUGCUAAGGGUAUUCGUGGUCAAGUAACUGAUGUGUGUGGAUUUUAUGUGAAGCUGAUUUCCAAGCUGAGAAGUACUCUUCCUCCAACAAAGGUGCAUGAACUGCAAACUUUGUAUAAUCUAUGGAAGGAUGGUAAACUUGGAAAAGAUGGCUUCAUGAGAGAACUAGGAUCAGUCAUUGGUGAUGAAGUGCUUCGCUCGACUAUUCAGGAAAUUCGUGGCUGAGAAUGAGGUUUUCCUUUGUAGAUUGUAGUUGGAAGGACAUUAAAAAUGUGAACAAAAAAUCUUAUACUAGAGUUAGAGAGGCAAGCCUCAAAAUUAGAGUCUAGCUUUUGAACUCAAUAGGUUUUUUAUAUAUACUUUUGUUGUAGUAGCGACAGACUUCCUUGUUUUUCUUUGUUGUGUUGAAACAGUUGAACUUUAAUUUUACUCAUUUGGAACUUGUGAUAUAAUUUUACUAUCCC
Molecule: messenger RNA, 2140 nt
Organism: Cuscuta europaea
Lineage: Eukaryota; Viridiplantae; Streptophyta; Magnoliopsida; Solanales; Convolvulaceae
Source: the annotation of a GenBank genome assembly